GGGAAUAUUGUCAGGCACAUUGGGGCCACGCGCAACGAGACGGGAGAAUCUCGGGAAUCCUGCCAGGAAAAUUAAGUCGACAGAUGGUGGACGAUUGCUCUAAAGCAUUCUAGCUUUCGUGACAUCUCACCUGACUAGUUUCCACUCAAGCUUCCCUAGACGUUACCCCAGGGGUAUGUUGCACACAUUGUGAUAGCGAUGCAAGUUCUGAACAAAACCCCCAAUUCAACAAAAGGAAAUGUUCAGCAGAUUAUUCGCCAGCACCAACGAAUAAGCUAAGGAGCCGAUCUUAUACACUGCCUCGAAGCUUAGUCGUUGUUACUAUAGAAGAUCGGAUCGAGUUCGCCAAUUAUGUCACAACGUAUGGAGCUGCCAAAAUACGCGGUACCAGAAUCUUUGCUGUCAUCGCAGCCGGGACCUUCCUCACACGGGGACCACACGUUACAAGAGCCGCUGGACAAAACCGAUGACCCAGGACGUCAUAGUAAAGCGACAGGCAAGAGAAAAAGAACAGGUGCCAGCUCUGAUCCGAUGAAGUCGGGGAUAGGGCACGCCGGACCCCCACAAUACGCAGUUCCAGAAUAUCUGCUCUCACCGCAGACAGUCUAUACGUCGCGCAGAGAACUCACGCUCCAAGCGCCACUGAAUGAGAUCAUCGACCCGGGCCGUCAUAACAACCACAUUACGACUCCACAUUCAGAGCCCAGCAUACCUGAGCACUCGCGAUCCGAGUCGAUGUUUCUUGCGCUUGAUCGGUCUUCUCUCCCACCUUCGACGAUUGCGAAACCGUUAGAGGAACACUUGCGCAACAUGGCGCCCACGGGCCAAUCCGUGCCCGAGAGUCCGAACCUUGCAUACCGGACCACAGCAAAGGACCUUUGCAUGAAGGAUGACGGCUUCUUAGACUCAUUCUUCCCGACCCCCGCCAUGACAGACCCAUGGGGAGAAGCACCGCCUCCGAAUCUGUCGUGGAACUCGGCUGCGGGACUGCCUUUUUUGCUCGAUGAAGACAUGUCCAUGACUGAGCCAGAUGCAACGGUGGCUGAAAUGAUACCUGAAAGAAGUGAGAUGGUGCCGGACAGGCGAGUCUCCGAUGCGCAUAAUACCGGCAACACGGCAGUGUCUCAGCUCGACAGCUCCGCAUUGACAGGAGAACGUCUAUCGCAUGUUUUGAAAGCCGUUUCCGCAGCUGGGUUUAGCAGUCUGGACGACGCCGUUGUAGCGUACUAUGCGGAGUUUUGCAAGGACGACGAACGGCUUCGGCAGGCGCAGAGAUUGAACCGUAUCCGACGGCUGCCUGUACUGCUGAAGGAACUGCAUCUUGCAGCGCAAGGGUGGGGUCAAUGGCAGAGGCGGAGUUUCCAAGAGCAAAUCAUCAAGAGCGCGGAAGACAUUGUCAUUGCGGAGCUGGAAGAACAGCUGCUUGCAAGGCGCCACGAUCAUUACAGUUCUACUUGCAGCACUGAGAAACCGUGCCAAGCCUGUAAGCAAAAGGCAAGAGAAGAAAUAGAUACCGAGGCCGAGCUUCCGAAUACGUGGACCUUGCUCACAUCGCUGUCUACAAGAUAUAACGCUAUAGCUUCAAAAGACCGGCAUACUGACGUGCCGAAGUUGAUCAGCAAGUUCCUCGACGGUGUCACUGACUUGGGUAUUUGAGGCUGCAUUUGCAUGGAAGAGAAUCUCCACACAUCGUCACUCGAGAGCAAUCUCGACAGACUGGAGACCAGGCGACUGAACACCUGUCGACCAGACUAUUGAGAAGUCUACACC
This is a messenger RNA of Macroventuria anomochaeta, 1770 nucleotides long. RefSeq lists its product as uncharacterized. The coding region runs from base 352 to 1656 and encodes 434 amino acids. NCBI's taxonomy places the organism in Eukaryota, Fungi, Ascomycota, Dothideomycetes, Pleosporales, Didymellaceae. The transcript has 5 exons. The record is from RefSeq and is a predicted model, not a curated record.